AGCACAUCAGAAACAAACACAAGCGCCUGAAAGAAAAAUAUAUGUUUGUGGCUGAGAUGUUGGGUUGUAGUGGUUUUGGGUGGAAUUCUGAAAAGAUGUGUGUUGAAGUGGAUAGUAAACAAGUAUUGGAAGCUUGGGGAAAGGGUCGCAAUGUUACACUCUACACUCCAGGCAAGCCAUUUCCGUUGUUUGAACGUCUUGGGGGUAUUUUUGGCAAGGAUAGAGCUACUGGUCUUGAUGCAUGUAGUGGAAAAGAUGCUGAAGAAGAUGUCACACCGGGCUCUACAUUUGCUGCGGCCACAGCUGGUGGCUUGGGUUUAGCUGGAGAUGAUGUUGACAUGGAGGACUUAGCAGCUGCCGAGAGCGAACUACCCAAUACCUUUUCAACCUCGUUUGCCUCUUCAAGUGAGAAAAAUCAAGGACGUCACACUGCAACUAAGAAAAACAAUGAUGCUGCAGUCCUAUCAAACUUAGCUGAAACUUUUAAAGCUGCGGUUGAGGAUCAAGGAAAGCAUGUGCAGGUUCUAGCCAAUGCAAUGUCUGGUGUUAAUGAGCAAGUGAAUCUUGGCCGAACGCUAAAGAGUCUUGGUUUUAACACAAUGGAGAUCGUGCAAAUUGCAAAGAAAUUUGUGCAGAAUCCAGAAUUGAAGGCAACCUUUUGGAGUUUGGACGAAGAAAAGGCAGCAUUCGCACGAGAUAUAAUGGAAAACUUUUAGCUAUUGUUGGGUGUCGUUGGUGGUCUUAGUUGUUAGCAUAUUAUGGUCUCUUUUGCUAAAACUUAUUAGACUUUUUCAGUCUUAUGUUGUGCAAUCCUACCAAAAGACUUAUUGAAUUCUGCAUUAUGUAUAUUAGGUUUCUGCACUUAAGUUAUUUAUCAGGUGAGUGUGUGCAACUUUGCACUUAAAUUUGUGCAAAACUGCAAAAUUCUAUUGAAUUCUGCAUUAUCUAUGUUAAUC
This is a messenger RNA of Arachis duranensis, 956 nucleotides long. RefSeq lists its product as uncharacterized. The record is from RefSeq and is a predicted model, not a curated record. NCBI's taxonomy places the organism in Eukaryota, Viridiplantae, Streptophyta, Magnoliopsida, Fabales, Fabaceae. The transcript has 2 exons. Bases 42 to 716 code for a protein of 224 amino acids.